CAGACAGUCCAUGGCAGCACCAGGGACAGGCACAGACAGCCCUGGGCCAGCAUCCACCUGGGCCAGGCCAGAGCUCAGGUCCAGAGCAGUGGUGGGGUCCAGGGUCCCAGUCUCUGAUGAUGGUCGUGAGGCAGAUCGGAGGAACUUCGGGCCGCCUCUCGCGGUUUGGAAGGUCCCCGAGUGUGGGGCCGUCCCGGAUUUUGGGUUCCCGCAGGAGCUGUGCCCGCGGCCGCAGUUCAUCGUGGACGGCGCCACGCGCACCGACAUCUGCCAGGGCGCGCUGGGUGACUGCUGGCUGCUGGCGGCCAUCGCCUCGCUGACGCUCAACGAGGCGCUGCUGCACCGCGUGGUGCCGCACGGGCAGAGCUUCCAGCAGGGCUACGCCGGCAUCUUCCACUUCCAGGGUGGCUCCGUGCAGAUAACCAGCGCCUUCGACAUGGAGGCCGUCACCUUCAAGAAGCUGGUGAAGGGCCACGCCUACUCGGUGACCGGCGCCAAGCAGAUCCCGUACCGAGGGCAGGCGCUGGAGCUGAUCCGGAUGCGCAACCCCUGGGGAGAGGUGGAGUGGACGGGCGCCUGGAGCGACGGCUCGGCCGAGUGGCACGCGGUGGAGCCGGCGCUGCGCCAGCAGCUCAUGGUCAAGAUGGAGGAUGGGGAGUUCUGGAUGUCCUUCCGGGAUUUCCUGCGGGAAUUCACCCGAGAUCGCCCCCCCCCCCCCCGCAACUACCCCGCCACCUUCUGGAUCAACCCCCAGUUCAAGAUCCAGCUGGAGGAGGUGGACGAUGAGCGGGACGAGGACGGCGGGCGCGAGCCCGGCUGCAGCUUCCUGCUGGCACUGAUGCAGAAGCACCGGCGCCGCGAGCGCCGCUACGGCAAGGACAUGGAGACCAUCGGCUUCGCCGUCUACGAGGUCCCUCCCGAGUACGUGGGGAGGUCGGGCGUGCACCUCAAGCGCGAGUUCUUCCUGGCCAACGCGUCGCGCGCGCGCUCCGAGCAGUUCAUCAACCUGCGCGAGGUGAGCACGCGCUUCCGCCUGCCGCCCGGCGAGUACAUCGUGGUGCCCUCCACCUUCGAGCCCAACAAGGAGGGCGACUUCGUGCUGCGCGUCUUCUCGGAGAAGAGAGCCGGCACCGAGGAGAUGGACGACAAGGUGCAGGCCACGCUGCCGGACGAGAAAGUUCUGUCGGAGGGAGAAAUCGAUGAGAACUUCAAGCAGCUCUUCAAGCAGCUGGCGGGGCCGGACCUGGAGAUCAGCGUCACCGAGCUGCAGACCAUCCUCAACCGCAUCAUCGCCAAACACAAAGACCUGCGCACCAAGGGCUUCAGCAUCGAGUCCUGCCGCAGCAUGGUGAACCUGAUGGACGUAUCCUUGACCCCCGUUCUUUUGGGGGUGAUCUCCCCUCACCCCCGUUCUUUGGGGCUCUGUUCCUGCCAGAGCAUUUUCCGCAAGUUCGACCUGGACAAGUCGGGCUCCAUCAGCGCCUACGAGCUGCGCCUGGCGCUGGAGGCUGCAGGGUACCCCAAGCGGCUGCACGAGCUGCUCAUCACGCGCUACGCCGAGCCCGACCUGGCGCUGGACUUCGACAGCUUCGUCUGCUGCCUCGUGCGCCUGGAGACCAUGUUCCGUGAGCAGCCCCUCCCCAGGCCCCCUGAGGGUCCCAGACCACGCCAGACGAGACCGAAAACCCUUCCCCGGUGAUCCCAAACGAUCCCUUCCGCACAAUCCUGAGUAAUCCCAAAUGAUCUUAAACCAUCCCAAAGGAGACCAAAAAAUCCUUCCCAAAUGAUCCCAAAUGAUCC
Molecule: messenger RNA, 1800 nt
Organism: Ficedula albicollis (Collared flycatcher)
Lineage: Eukaryota; Metazoa; Chordata; Aves; Passeriformes; Muscicapidae
Product: calpain-1 catalytic subunit-like
Exons: 18
Coding region: 11-1699 (562 amino acids)
Biological process (GO): proteolysis
Cellular component (GO): cytoplasm
Molecular function (GO): calcium-dependent cysteine-type endopeptidase activity; calcium ion binding
Source: RefSeq, a predicted model, not a curated record